UGAGGUCUCUGGAGAAGCUCAGCUCCAGGUGCAGGUACCAGACUCCAUCACCACGUGGCUUGCGGAGGCUGUGGGGCUCUCAGAGGAGACUGGCUUGGGCCUGGGGCAACAGGCCAGACUAAGGAGCUUCAAGGCCUUCUUCAUCGAGUUCACCCUCCCAUACCGCGUGAUCCGGGGUGAGCAGAGCAAGAUCUCCCUGACAGCCCACAACUACCUCCCGGUCUGCAUGGAGGUCCAUGUGAAGAUCUCCAUCCCCAAAGGGAUCUGGUUUGUUGGACAUCCCGGGAAGCACCACUUGACCCGGAAGAAGUGUGUGGGCCCUGGCAAGGCCAAGACGACCUCUGUUGUACUAUCCUUUGGUGAAUUGGGACAGAACAACAUCACAG
Sceloporus undulatus (fence lizard) is the source of this 386-nucleotide messenger RNA. Its product is annotated as C3 and PZP-like alpha-2-macroglobulin domain-containing protein 8. The annotation marks the transcript as partial. Lineage: Eukaryota; Metazoa; Chordata; Lepidosauria; Squamata; Phrynosomatidae. The record is from RefSeq and is a predicted model, not a curated record. The transcript has 2 exons. Gene Ontology annotation, molecular function: endopeptidase inhibitor activity.